This is a messenger RNA of Bombina bombina (fire-bellied toad), 1359 nucleotides long. RefSeq names its product G-protein coupled receptor 54-like. Gene Ontology annotation, molecular function: G protein-coupled peptide receptor activity. Lineage: Eukaryota; Metazoa; Chordata; Amphibia; Anura; Bombinatoridae. Gene Ontology annotation, cellular component: membrane. The record is from RefSeq and is a predicted model, not a curated record. Bases 62 to 1201 code for a protein of 379 amino acids. Gene Ontology annotation, biological process: neuropeptide signaling pathway. The transcript is spliced from 5 exons.
GUAGGGUGCAGGGAGAUAACUACUUUUGUUUUUUUUUGUAUCCCAUGAUAACUGCCUGUUGAUGGCUCCUGGAGACGGAAUGUUGGAUAUGAUGCUAAACUUUUCCUUGGAGACAAUGAAUAUUAGUAUUCUGGGGAAUGUCAGUCAAAGCAAUGAGUCCCUGGAGAACAAGACUGACACAGGUCAUCCACCGUUCCUGACAGAUGCCUGGCUGGUGCCCCUGUUUUUUGCCCUUAUUAUGUUGGUGGGACUAAUAGGGAACUCUCUUGUUAUUUAUGUCAUUUCCAAACACAGACAAAUGAGGACGGCCACUAAUUUUUAUAUAGCAAACCUGGCGUCCACAGACAUCAUGUUUCUUGUAUGCUGUGUGCCUUUCACUGCAACGCUCUACCCCCUGCCGAGCUGGGUAUUUGGAGACUUCAUGUGUAAAUUUGUAGCAUAUUUACAGCAGGUAACUGUGCAAGCGACUUGCAUAACACUGACAGCAAUGAGCGCUGACAGAUGUUAUGCUACCUUAUAUCCGCUGAGAUCGCUGCGGCAUCGCACUCCCAGGGUAGCUAUGAUUGUCAGUAUCUGUAUCUGGAUAGGAUCCCUUCUUCUGUCGACUCCUAUCAUUCCAUACCAGAAAAUUCAGAAGGGUUACUGGUACGGACCACGGACAUACUGCAUAGAGCAGUUCCCUUCGGAUGCCCUGAAGAAGGCUUGUAUUCUGUACCAGUUUCUGGCUGUAUACUUAUUGCCACUGCUGACCAUAUGCCUGUGUUAUUCAUUGAUGCUUAAACGGGUGGGAAAGUCUGUAGUGGAACCAACGGACAACAAUUAUCAGGUUCAGCUUCUGUCUGAGAGGACUAUCUAUAUGAGAAGCAAAAUAUCGAAGAUGGUAAUUGUUAUCGUUCUGCUUUUCACCAUUUGCUGGGGUCCUAUUCAGCUUUUCAGCCUUUUUCAAGGGUUUUACCCCAACUUUCAGGCAAACUAUGCAACGUACAAGAUCAAAACCUGGGCAAACUGUAUGUCUUACGCCAACUCUUCUAUCAAUCCCAUUGUAUAUGGAUUCAUGGGUGCCAGCUUCCAAAAGUCUUUCAAAAAAGCUUUCCCUUUCAUGUUUCGGAGUAAGGUUAGGGAUGGCAGUAUAGCAUCUGGGACUGUGAACAACGAGAUUAAAUUUGUAGCAAUGGAGUCAACUAACAAUGAGCUUAAGUGAUUAGACAAUUGUAGAUUUGGAUUCUGUUGUUCUACUUUAUUGAUAAUAUUUUUUUAAAAAAAAUUCAGUUCAGGAAACUUAAGACUUUCUAACAGAGUUGGCAUUUCAGGAGGAUUGGAUAAAACAAAUAGCAGUAUUAAAAACUGGAUAAUUGAAAA